AUGUAAACGAAUGCGAAUGUCCGAUAACGCAACGGAGAUGGUGGGAUGCUUGGCGUACCUAUGACGCUCAUCCGAACUUUCUGUGCCCCCCACUUUCGAAGCAUCGAAAACAUUGACUCGGUCGCAUAGCUCAGCGAGAACAGCAGACACAAGCUUAACAGAGUUCUGCCUGUAUUGAGCUUCUUUCUCGUCCCCCCAAGCUCACAAUUGCUGGCCUCUGACGACUAUCGAAAGCUGCGACUCGUGCGCAAGCCCCUUCACCAUGUCUCCGCCAGCAAACACGCAAACACACAAACUCUCACAACUCGCAACCCUCACACCACCCUCAAACUCGCGGACAUGGCAGUCCGCACCACACCCAACUCUUCCCAUUGUUGCGACCGCCUGCUCAGACCGAAGCGUUCGCGUGUAUAGUCUUACAUCUUUUACACUACUCCACUCGAUAACCGGAGGUCACAAGCGCAGCGUACGGACAGUAUCAUGGAAGCCAGGCACACAGGGCCAGAGCGUAUUGGCCACAGGUAGCUUCGACUCGAGCGCAGGCAUUUGGCGACGCGAAGAGCAGGGCGGUACAUUGGAAAACGACUUCACGAACCGGCGCAUUGGCAACACCGAAGACGAUGAUGGCGACGAUGAAGCAGAAGACUAUCAAUUCAGUUGCAUUCUCGACGGUCACGAAUCUGAGAUUAAGUGUCUCUCGUGGAGCCCUUCCGGGCAGUACCUAGCCACUUGUUCGCGCGAUAAGAGCGUGUGGAUAUGGGAAGAACUGGAAGAUGACAACUUUGAGACAGUAGCCGUGCUGCAAGAGCAUGAUGGAGACGUCAAGUGCGUGGCAUGGCAUUCAGAAGAGGAUCUUCUGGCCAGUGCAAGUUACGAUGACACAGUCAGGCUUUACAGGGAAGACGCAGAUGAUUGGGUGCAGGUUUCCAUGAUAGAUGGACACAGUCAGACGGUAUGGUGGGCCGAGUUUGAGGGAAGUGGAAUGAGCAAGAAGGAUUGGAGAGCACAGAGAGAAGGGCUAUCCGAAGAGAAGACACAGUAUAUUGAGGAUCUUGAGCGCUCAGGGCCACGGCUGGCGACAUGCUCCGAUGACCGCACGGUGAGAGUAUGGAGGCGGAAGGCAAAGGAGAGGGAUGAUAAUUCGAGCAGCAACACGGGUAUACCAAGCAUCAUCCGUUCGGCGGCGAUUGAUGAAGAUUGGUAUCAGGAAGCCAUACUUCCGCAAGUUCACGAACGCGCCAUCUACUCAGUUUCAUGGAGCCGCAGGACAGGCAUGAUUGUCAGUGCUGGUAGCGACGGCAAGAUUAUCGUGUAUAAAGAGCGCUGGAGACAGGAUGCCUCGAAUACCGCUAAUGGCGAUCAGAUGGAGGUUGAUGCGGCGCAAGCACAGUCACUGACGGAAUGGACAGUUGUUGCAGAACUGUUUUCAGCGCACGACGUUUUUGAGAUCAACCACGUCGCCUGGGCGCGGAGAGCAGACAAGGGCAAGCGGUCUGAAGAUGACGAGGUGGUGUUGAGUACUGGCGAUGACGGGGAGGUUCGGGUCUGGACGCUGGACGAAUCGGCUAGGGCAGGAACAUGAGGCCCAGGCCCAUUACCGCAAGCAAUCAAGCCCUGUUGUCUCGUCUCACCACAUCGUAUGACCUCAUGUGCUCUUUUUUUACUCUCUUUACUUAAACUUACGGGCCUCG
Bipolaris sorokiniana ND90Pr is the source of this 1691-nucleotide messenger RNA. RefSeq lists its product as uncharacterized. NCBI's taxonomy places the organism in Eukaryota, Fungi, Ascomycota, Dothideomycetes, Pleosporales, Pleosporaceae. Gene Ontology annotation, biological process: iron-sulfur cluster assembly. Gene Ontology annotation, cellular component: cytosolic [4Fe-4S] assembly targeting complex. The coding region runs from base 263 to 1582 and encodes 439 amino acids. The record is from RefSeq and is a predicted model, not a curated record. Gene Ontology annotation, molecular function: protein binding. The transcript has a single exon.